UCUCCCCGCCUGAUGGAGAGCACUCUCCUCUGGGUUCUCCUAGCCCUGAGGCAUCAGCCGUGUUUGUUCAAAGCAUGUCCUUAACCUUGGGGAAUGAAGGCAAAGCAGUGUCCCUCACUCCCUUGUCUCCUUUGUCUUCAGAUUCAGGCUUGUGUGAGGUGGUAUCCUCCAUGAGCAUAACACCAGAUGAGUGCCCCCAUGUAGUUCUGAAAUCGUGGAAAUCUUGUCCAGAACCACCCAGCCCCAAUGGGCACCUUUCCAAUAGGUGUCCGUCCUCAGAGACAGACGUUCCCACCCCUUUACCACACAACUGUGAAGCCUCCACAGAGAAUGACUUCGGACAUGAAAACCAAGAGAACAGAUUGUUUCUUGAUACAGGAACUCGGUUGGGUGUUUGUCCAUCUGAGGAAGAGAGUGACAUGGAUUCUGUCAAUGUUUCAGUUUCCCAUGAUCAGAAGCCGGACCACAAUGGGAAAGAGAAUGUAGAAAACAAAGAAACUCACCUGCACAAAGGCAAAUCACAUAGUUUGGGGAAGGCACCUAAGCCACUUUCUGGCCCCCCUGGCCUCUCCCCCCGGGACCCUCCUUUCAAAACUGCGCUUCUACGAUGUCACUCCCUCCCACUGCCUCAGCGUAUGCCCUCUGGAUUGAACCAGACAACCUGGAGAAACUUGCCACCACAGCCGGCUGGGGUCACUGUACAGCCAGGACAUGUGGGCAACAGUGGAAGAAGGCUAACGAGACAUGCGUCCGAGGAGCUGCACGUCAACAUUUUGAUCAGUGGAGGUUCAAUCGUAAGCGCCGAGGCAGUAUGGGAUCACGUCACCAUGGCCGACCGGGAGUUGGCAUUUAAGGCAGGGGACGUCAUCAAGGUUCUUGAUGCCUCCAACAAGGACUGGUGGUGGGGACAAAUAGACGACGAGGAGGGAUGGUUUCCUGCCAGCUUUGUGAGGGUCGAACCCAACCCUCCUCAACCUCAAACAAAACAAGUUUUCUAUAUCAACCCUAUAGCAGCUCCAAGGUUCCAAAACACAGCUUCCAAGCUAUGGGUGAACCAGGAAGAUGGCGCUGUAGAGGCAGUGGAAGGCACCAGCGAGGUUCAGAACGGUCACCUGGACCCCAGCAACGACUGCUUGUGUCUGGGACGCCCACUCCAGAACCGGGACCAGAUGAGAGCCAACGUUAUCAAUGAGAUCAUGAGCACAGAGCGCCACUACAUCAAACACCUGAAGGAUAUCUGUGAGGGGUAUCUGAGGCAAUGCAAAAAGAGAAGAGACAUGUUCAAUGAUGAUCAGUUGAAGGUCAUAUUUGGGAAUAUUGAAGACAUCUACAGAUUUCAGAUGGGGUUUGUCCGGGAUCUUGAGAAGCAGUACAACACAGAGGAACCUCAUCUCAGUGAAAUCGGGCCUUGCUUCUUAGAACAUCAAGAUGGUUUCUGGAUCUAUUCGGAGUACUGCAACAACCACCUGGACGCCUGCAUGGAGCUGUCGAAGCUGAUGAAGGACGGCCGCUACCAGCAUUUCUUCGAGGCGUGCCGCCUCCUGCAGCAGAUGAUCGACAUCGCCAUCGACGGCUUCCUGCUGACGCCCGUGCAGAAGAUCUGCAAGUACCCGCUGCAGCUGGCGGAGCUGCUCAAGUACACCGUACAAGAGCACAGUGACUACCGUUACGUCGCAGCUGCCCUUGCUGUCAUGAGGAAUGUCACCCAGCAGAUCAAUGAACGCAAGAGGCGACUGGAGAACAUCGACAAAAUAGCACAGUGGCAGGCGUCUGUCCUGGACUGGGAGGGCGAUGACAUUUUGGAUAGAAGCUCUGAGCUGGUCUACACUGGAGAGAUGUCCUGGAUUUACCAGCCCUAUGGGAGGAGCCAGCAGAGGGUCUUUUUCCUGUUCGACCAUCAGAUGGUUCUGUGUAAAAAGGACUUGAUACGCAGGGACAUCCUGUACUACAAGGGCCGCAUCGACAUGGACAGGUAUGAGGUGAUUGACGCCGACGACGGUAGGGACGAUGACUUCAACGUCAGUGUGAAGAACGCUUUCAAACUACACAACAAGGACACCGAGGAGAUCCACCUCUUCCUGGCCAAGAAGCUGGAGGAGAAAAUCCGGUGGCUCAGGGCUUUCCACGAAGAGCGUAAAAUGGUGCAAGAAGACGAAAAAAUAGGGUUUGAAAUUUCUGAGUAUCAGAAGCGGCAAGCUGCAAUGACAGUGCGCAAGGUGACUAAGCAGAAAGGUGUAGGUCAAAACAGAUAUGUGCCCCCUUCAUACCCCCCUCCCCAGGACCCCAUGAAUCCAGGACAGUACAUGGUAGCAGACGGCUUGGCACAAUCGGAGGUGUUUGAAUUUAACGAACCCAAAAGGAGCCAGUCUCCCUUCUGGCAAAACUUCAGCAGGUUAACACCGUUUAAAAAGUAGGCGAAAUUAGACCUUUUUAGAUGGACCACCUUAUUUUUUGAGAAGCACUAUACUAAAAAUAACUUAAAAAUGACUCGCCCUGGGGGUAAAAAGGACCAAAGCUGUUUGGAUUGCUAUCGAUUUAUAAACAUCCGACUGACUGAGGACCAUGCUAUUAGCAUCACUUCUACUGUUACCUGUACUACUGCUACUACAACUAUUACUACUGCUACCACGACCACCAUGGUAAAAGAUUUUUGGAGCCUGAUAGAUCAGUAGACCAAAACACCUGCAUUUCUUGUAUUCUGUGUGGUCGUUUUGUUUUCUUGUGAACUUUGCCCUUUGGACUUGGGAAAAGAAAACACUGACAGCCGUUUUCCUUGGAGAGACCCUAGUUAUGGAAAGAUCACCAGUGGAAGGCGUAAAAAAAAGCACUAAUUAUUCCAAUAGUUGUGCCAUUCUGGGUGUUCCCUGUAGUGCACUGUGAUAUCAGUGGCCAUUUUUCUGCUGCUUCUAUCGUUUUAUCUAGGUUUUCUUUGGGGUGUCAGUAUUACCUAUGUGAAAGGCUGUUUCUGGCUGAUCAAAGCAAAGUUUAGACUGCCAUUACUUUUAGCGCAUAUUCUUUGAAUCUCCAGUGUUCUCCUGAUUGCUGCAUGAAGAGGUCCACUCAGCAGGUAUUCUAUGUGCAAUGAUAUUCUUACGGGUCAAGGGAAAAAAAAACAAAAACAACAACCCUAACUCCAGUUCAACACUGACAUACAUAAUGCUGUAGACAGGGUAUUGAUUCAUCUUGGACCACAGUUUUGUUGCAUGUUAUACAGGGAUUUCAGUUCAAGCAGAGAUUACCAUGUUUUUUGUUUGUUUGUUUAUUUUUAUUUUCUAUAUUGUGUCAGUUUACAACGUGUAUUGCCAAGGUGGGUUCUAAAGCUCUGAUUAUACUGAAUUCAGAUGUCAGUGAUUGUUAAUUGGUUUUUUAGCCUUUCUAGGCAUCAUUGUCAGCAAAACAAAACAUUCAUUGUGAGGAAGAGGCCUGAGGUUACAUAUCUGCUUAAGUGCAAAAGUGUUUAUUUUGUUUUACCAGGUUAACCAGUAUAUAGAAAUCUUUACUAAAAUGGAAUGAAAUGACUUAAUUGUGCACAGGACAUCAAGAAAUGAAUCUCCCAGAGCAAGACAAGAACAGAGCAAGGCACACUGAAUUCUGCUUUGUAUUGGGUAAAAUGAAUUUGGAAUGAAAUUUGGCAGCCUGGUUGUGGUGGUGCUAAGCCAACAUGGUUUGUGUUGGCAUUGGUGGAUGUCACCCAUUCAGCUAGCAUGCGCACUUCAUAGUUACUUUGUCUUACUUGAUUGCAUUGCCAUACUCUAUCCAGAGGUCAUCGUUUCAUGAAGUGACUUCAUCACAUUGCAUUACAUUUGCUUAGCAGACACUCUUAUCCAGGGUGCAACAGUAGCGCCAGACCCAGCAAUUGAACCUGCAGCCUGCAAGAAGCCCCGCUCCUUAUUAGUACGUCACACUGCGGCCCUUAGUCACACCACUCAGAAGAGAUACUUGUAGGAAGCAGAUGCUAUGUUCGCACUCCCUUCAUUCUCAUUAUACAUAAUGUAAUGUACACAAAACAAACAAUGCUUGGCCUUGCCAAUAGAAACCAAUUGAAUGACAUGCUCCCAAAGCACUCUUAGGCAAUCUCAGAAGGUUGUGUAUGGGAUGAGAUUACCUCAUGUGUUUUAUUCAUAACUCAUGAGAACCUUAGGAGUAGGGACAGGGUUUGACGUAUCAUCUUUGUGUGAUUUCGCCUUCAUUUGAAUAAUGGAUUUAAAAUUUUUACUUUGGCUCCUUGUGGAUUCAACAUUUUUUUGUUCGUUUCAAGCCAAAUUAAUCAGAAAUUCAAGCAGUGAAAAAAGUAGCAGUUCCCUCCAUUUAUUAUUUAAAGUGAUGGCAAAAUCUCCAAAGCAGGAUCGUGUUCUUCCCUAGACUAGAAUACUAUAUAGUUGGAAAUUUUGUUCAAACUCAGUACAGAAGACGCUGAUCCUGUCUAACAGUGCCUUGGAGCUCUUACGUUUCUGGUUGGUUUUGAGGUGUAGUGAGAUUCAGCGAUGCAGCCAAACCCUUGGUAAACUGACAUGCGUAGACGCUCUCUUUCCAGCUUCGCUGUUUGUGUAGCUUUGUUUAUUUGAACCACAUUGGUGGGCGGGUGCUGUUAUUAAAACAUGAUUCACCUACUCUGUUAUUUCAAAAGAUGCCUGAAUUGCAGUUUCUAACAUGAUGAUUAUUUCAGUUGCAGUUGUCAUGGUCCAUUGAGGUCAUUUUGAAAUGUUCAUGCUUAACUGCAUUAACUGCUACCAGAAUGAGGUUCUGAGCGGCACCUUAUCCGUAAUGUAACUGUGAUAGGUCUACAGAAUGCAUCCCAGAAACAUCACUGCUAGAUGAUCAUUUUUGGGAGAUGCUUUUCUUUUGCAGCUGUCAUUCAUUUGUGACGGUGUAUUAUAUAAUAGUAGCAAAAUAAUUUAAUUGUUAGUUAAUAUAUUUCAGCAGUCAUGUGGCAAAUUUGCAUUUUGAUUAUUUAGCAAGUAAUCAUAUGGCAGAUGUUUUGAAACCAUGAUUCCAGGGCCGUUAUUGUUGGGAUGUGUCAAAAAUGUAAUAUUUGCAGGGAUGGGUAGAUUUAAACUAGAGAAGUAGUGUUAGUCCUUUUGAUGUCAGACAUUUAAAAAUUCCAACCUCCAUGAGACUGAAACCUGUGUUAGAAUUACGUAAGUCUA
Messenger RNA from Megalops cyprinoides (Indo-Pacific tarpon), 5147 nucleotides. RefSeq names its product Cdc42 guanine nucleotide exchange factor (GEF) 9a (gene arhgef9a). The record is from RefSeq and is a predicted model, not a curated record. Bases 75 to 2414 code for a protein of 779 amino acids. The transcript has 13 exons. NCBI's taxonomy places the organism in Eukaryota, Metazoa, Chordata, Actinopteri, Elopiformes, Megalopidae. Gene Ontology annotation, molecular function: protein binding; guanyl-nucleotide exchange factor activity.